CUUUGCAAGUGUUGGCGUGGUAGCUCAGAAUUUAAGACCAUGAAAUCCACGUGGUUAUAUGGAAUAUUUAUUUUGGUUGCUGUUUUCCUAGAGUUACUAUAAAGCAGACUUUUUUUCCCCUUACUGUAAUACAAAGUAAGUUUGAUAUUGUUGUUGCAUGUUCGUAGAUGUGUGUUUCAUCCUGUGAGAGUUAUUGAUAAAUUGGACCUCAACACAUGCUGGUGAGAGACAGGGUGGAGGUGUAUUGGGUUUGCAUGGCAAGGUUUUGGUAACAGGGGGAGCUACAAGGGAAGGCUUCUGUGAGAAGCUGCUGGAAGUUUCCCCCAUGUCUGACAGAGCCAAUCCCAGCUGGCUCCGAGAUGGACCCGUCGCUGGCCAAGGCUGAGCCCAUCAGCCAUGGUGAUAGUGCCUCUGGGGUAAUGAAUUGGAAAAGUAUAAAAAGCUGCUGCACAAGAACUGCAGCCAGAAAGAGGAGUGAGGCUGUGUGAGAGAAACCACUCUGCAGACACCAAGGUCAGUGAGGAAGAAGUGGAAGGAGGUGCUCCAGGUGCCAGAGGAGAGUGUGCCCUGUGCUGAAGACUGUGGUGAUGCAGGUUGUUCCCCUGCAGCCCGUGGAGGCCCCUAGGGGAGCAGAGAUCCACCUGCAGCCUGUGAAGGACCUCAUGCUGGAGCAGGUGGAUGCACCUGGCUGAGGCUGUGAUGGCAUGGAAAUACCAUGUUGGAGCAGACUCCAGGCAGGACCUGUGAUCUUAUGGGGAGAGGAGUCCACACUGCAGCAGGUUUGGUGGCAAGACUUGUGACUCCACUUGGGACACCCAUGCUGGUGCAGUCUUUUGUGGAGGACUGUGACCUGUGGAAGGGAGCUACUCGGGAGCAGUUUGUGAAGAACUGCAGCCUGUGGAAAGAACUCACCUUAGAAAAGUCUGUGAAGGAUUGUCUCCUGUGGAAAGGACUCCUUGCUGGAGCAGGGGAAGAGAAUGAGGAGGAAGGAGAAGCAGAGAGCUGUAGCAGAAGUGCAGCUUCGUGAUGAUCAGUAUACCCUUGACCACAUGCGUGCUUUUGGCAUGUAUAAUUAUCUUCACCUUGAUUCCUGGUACCAGGAUAAUGUCUACUAUGUUGAUCAGUUUGGAAGGGUCAUGAAUCUGUCAGUGACUCUGGACACUGCUCUACAAAAACCAAGAGAAGUUUUCAGGCUACCUACAGACUUGACUGCGUGUGAUAAUCGCCUUUGUGCCUCAAUGCAUUUCUCAUCCUCCACGUGGGUUACCCUUUCUGAUGGUACGGGAAGACUGUAUUUAAUUAAAUCAGGCAAGCGUGGAAGCAGUGCAUCUGAAAAGUGGGAGAUUGUGUUUAAUGAAGAACUAGGAAGUCCAUUUAUUUUAGCACACAGUGUUUCAUUUGUAAAAUCUGAUGCACAUUCACUAGCUGUGCUGCUGCUUAGGGUAGAAAAAGAUGAACUGGACACAAAAGGAAGUGGAUUUCAUGUUACUUUGGAAUGGGUUACAAUUGCAGAAGGAAAAGAGGGUGAUCAUAGAUACGAAAUCAUUAAAAGGAGAGUUUUGCAAGGAAAAUCAGUCCCCCAUUAUGCAGCAAUAGAGCCAAGUGGGGAUGGUCUAAUGAUUGUUUCCCACAAACCAUUCACAUUUAUGCAGAGUGAAAGUGACAAAUUAGAAGAAAAUGAUGAUGCAAAAGUAUCAAAUGAAAAGAAAGACCCUCUCUACUCCUGGCAGCAGACGGAAGACGAUGUGACCGUAACAGUUCGCCUGCCUCAAGACAUCACAAGAGAUGACAUAAAAAUACGUUUUUCCCCUGAUAAUAUAUGUGUUACCCUAAAAGACCAGCCUCCUUUGAUGGAAGGAAAGCUCUAUUCAUCUGUGGACCACGAAAGCUGCACAUGGAUAAUUAGAGAGGACAAAAGUUUGGAAAUCUCUCUGAUUAAGAAAAAUGAGGGAUGCCGGUGGGCAGAGCUAAUCAUUGGUGACACAAGAGGGGAAUUCAUUAUGGACCCUUCCCAAUGCUCUGAAAUUGCUGAAAGCCUGAUGCAUCUUACUUCUGAAGUAAUGAAUCCAAACCCUGAAAAGGAAAAGCCACCUUGUAAUGCUCAAGAGUUAGAAGAAUGUGAUGCUUUUCUUGAAGAUGGUGCAAGCUUGUGCAGAUUUGAUGGUGAUACCUUGAAAAUCACUCAUAUAAUUAAUCUUGGAAGCAACCAGUAUCUUUUCUCAGUUGUUGUGAAUCCCAAAGAAAUGCCAUGCUUCUGCCUGAGGCAUGAUGUUGAUGCUCUUCUCUGGCAGCCUCACUCUGACCAGCCAGAGAAUAUGUGGGAACACAUUGCAACUUUUAAUGCUUUAGGUUAUGUCCAAGCAUCAAAGCAAGACAAGAAGUUCAUGGCUUGUGCUCCAGAUUACUCCUACGCGGCUCUUUGUGAAUGCUUGCGAAGAGUUUUCAUCUAUCGCCAGCCGACUCCUCUGGCCACAGUUCUCUACAACAGGAAGGAAGGAAGACAAGUAGGACAGGUUGCUAAGCAGCUGGUAGCAACCCUGGAAGCCAAUGAUCCUAUCUUAGGCUUUCAAGCUACGAGUGAGAGAUUAUUUGUUCUCACAACAAAAACCUUGUUUUUAAUAAAGGUGAACUCUGGAAAUUGAUUAUUCAGUGUGCUCUGCUGUAGUUUGUGUUAACAAUUUGUUAUAGAAUUGAAUAGGUUGACAAUCUUACAAGUUCAGUACAAUUUGCUGAAAAUCAAAAAGGGGAUGUUUUACAGGAGAAUCAAAUUUCUUUGUUAGAAUUCUUCUGUAAAAAAGUGAGUUUUUUGACUUUGUUGCCAUGGAAGUAAACUUUUUCAGAGCUAUGGGAAAAGGUCUUCUGCAUUAACAUCUUUGUCAAAAUAAUUGUCAGAUGCUGCUAUUGCAUAGGUGAAUAGAUUUAUGCAUUGCUUUUUCCAAGUGACUUUAUUUGCUAUACUUCUGAGUUUUUUGAAUUCACUGCUGUUUUUAAAUGCCACUGUUUACCUAUGAAAAAAGUAGUCAGAUAAAGAGUUACAAGCAUAUGACAUGCCAAGUAGAUUGUAUCAUAAAGAAAAAAAUUUCCAGUUCAAAUAUGGUUGACCAAAAAACUGAUUUCACAUUUUGAUAUUCAGUAGUUUUGAGUGAAAUGUGAGUGAAAUGAACAGGGUAUUAUGUUUCUUAUACAGGUAAUAAAAUGGAGCAAUUUUACUGUAUGUGCACAUUUUAAAUUAUUGGUUUGGGACUUGUUUAUACUUGCAGUAAAGUCUGUUCACAUUUCUAGAAUACGUUUUAGUAGCUUUUUCCAAAAGCAAAGUAAGGGUCAAUGUAUAGCUAGCAAUUAUACAUCAAGUGCUGUUAGUUAAGGUCUUGUCAUACUCUCAGUUGUGCCAUUUUCAUUUGACUUUAUACUUCAUUUCCAGUGACUCAUUUACAAUGAGAAAAUGGCUGACAGAAAAAGUUCUGGUAUUGUAACCUGGAUGGGACACUCAGAGGUGCUGCUUCUGCCUCAGAUGCCACUGAAAAUGCUGCAUUGUCAAUUAACUGUUCUGUCUGUGAUGCCUAAGUCAAAAUGUGGUAUAUUUGCAAUGUAAGAGCGCUCAGGCCAAUGAGGAUGCUUUGGUUUAACAGACUGCUAUGGUUAAUUGAGUUGAAUAGUUCUAGCUGAAGAUUUCUGUUUAUUAUUUUCAAUUGGCAUUGUCAAUACAUUUAAACCAAAGAGUCAGGUGUGACAGCCUCACGCUGGGCUGGGCUUUUUUCAUAGUUGGCUUACAAAUCCUUAGCAAAGAAUGCCUAAUAUAUUGUGUACUGACAGGAGAGCUGCUGUCAUCUGUGGUACCAAAGUACUGAAGACCCAAAUACAGGCAGCCUUUUAGUUUGCAUCUCCCUGCCAAUGUUAUUUCAGAACUCUGUAAGAAUCUAUUGAGAGAAGAGUAAGUGUUUCUUUAGUUGUGAUUGUUUUGACUCUCCUGUAAAUUCUCCAGAUUGUAUCAGUGAACUGAUUAAAUAACAAGAGGGAGGCAAGCAGCUGUGGCUUGCAAAAAACAUCCAAAUGCAGAAGCUUUUCAAGGAACCCAAUUUUCCUUCUCCUCACAGCAAGAUUAUAUUGUACAUCCAAUAUUGAAAAGCUUUUCUUUACUUUUAGUUGGGUAAGUUAAAACAGACUGGAUUUGAAAAUCUCUUUUCAUUCUGUCCUUCUGAAACUGUCUUGAAAAUGCUUUUUGGAAAAGCUCAGUGAAUGUAUUACCAUUGCAUGACUCUUUUGCAUCUAAAUUUUAUUUGCUAUCCAAUAAUGUCAAUCAAGGUGGUAGAAUUCUUGCAGAGGUCCUAUAGAAAAAAAAUGUGUAGCUUAUUACUUUGCAGAAUAAGUUAGGUGCUUUUAGACGUAUAUGGAUAUUACUUAGUAACCUGAGGUUUAAUCUUUGGGGACACAGAAUUAAGAACAUGAUAUUUGGGAAAUAGAGGAAUGAAGAAGUAAAGGAAUCAUAGUCAACAUGCCUUUGCCACCUCUGGUCUACUGCAGGCAGCUUCAGUAUAGAUGAGAAUUUCAGCUGUUCUUUGUCAAAUUCUUCUUGCUGUGAGUUACAAGUCUGGAAACAUGCUCUGCCGUCUCCUGCAACAGAGGAACAGUCAAGUAAAAUGCUUACCUCUUCAGUGGUAUUACAAUAUGCAAUGACUAGAACUCACAUUCCAAAUGCACGUCUGUUUCAAGGGAGUUCUUUGCAUCUGGAAAUAACACAGGGAAAAGGUUCAUCCCUUUUCCAUGUUACUCAUCCAUUUGUAAUCAUGGUUCCCAGGACCGAUCUAUCAAGUAGUCUCUCUCUUAUUUUGCUUCUGUGAGAGUCAAGGAUAUUUUAUUAUUUAAAUUAUUUUUUACCUUGAGGAACCUGGAGUGCUGCACAGCAAGCUGCUAAGCACCUGAGGCAGGGUGAUCCCAAGCACAAAAGCAGGCUGGGCCAAGAAUGGAUUGAGAGCAGCCCUGGAGAAAAGGACUUUGCAUGCUGCUGGAUGAGAGGAUGGAUGUGGCCCAGCAAUGACAUUAAUGGGUUGGAGCAAGUCCAGAGGAGGGACACGAAGGUCAUCAGAGAGCUGGAGAGUCUUGUCUAUGACAGCAGGCUGAGAGAAUUGGAGUUGUUCAGCCUGGAAAAGAGAAGUCUCUGGGAGACCUUAGAGCAGCCUCCUCGUACAAAAAGGGGGCCUGCAAGAAUGUUGGAGAGGGGUUUUGGACAAGGGCAUGGUAGGACAAGGGAUAAUGGCUUUAAACUGAAAUUGAGUAGCCUUAGAUUAGAUACUGGAGGAAAUUCUGUACUGUGUGAGUGCUGAGGCACUGGACAAAGUUGCCCAGAGAAGUGGAUGCCUUAUCCCUUGAAGUUCAGCACCAGACUGGAUGGGACUUUGAGCAACUUGAUCUAGUGUGAGGUGUCCCUACCCAUGGCAGUGGGGUUGGAACUAGAUGAGCUUUAAGGUCCCUUUUCCAGCCAUUCUAUAAUUAAAUUGCUGCAAGCCACCAGGAGACACUCCCUAUCAGCAUUUCCUUUUGUGUUCAUUUACUACUAAGGCUCAUUUCUUCAGCAUAUCCUAAAUAGGCUUAUACCAAGUAUAAAAUAUGGAUAUUUUAAAUAGAUGGUUUUCUGACAACCAUGCUUCAAUUUUUCUAGGAUUUUGUUUCUUGAAAUCUUACUUUUUCAGACAGUUCUGUCUUCCUGAGAGGUCCCAAUCACAAUCUGUUGACAGAAUUUCUGAGAAAAUAUUUGAUUAUUACAGGCUUGCUUGGCUGUUACUGCAUUAUUUGAUUUCAGUAUUCUUUGUCAGUGCUUUCCUUGACUGCAUGUUAGGAAUGCAUAAUGUAUUCUUCCACAGGUUGAAAUAAAUAGAAGAAAUUUUAAAAUUUUUAAAUUAUUUUAAAGGAUUUAUAUUCAUUUCAAAUAUGUAGUCUUCCUAUGUUGCUGAAAUAAAAUAGAAAAUAGAAAUAAGAAAUUCCUUAAAGUAAAACUUGUGUUAGGAAGUUUUCUGCUAGGGCAAAGUUCUAGCAGGUGUCUGCUCUGCAGGGCCAGGGCUCUUGCCAAGACGUGCACUAUUGUACUCCUUGUUUAUCUCUGUGAAAUCCCCUGUACAAGUACAGCCUUGCUGAUGUUCCAUUUCUGGCAACACACAAAUUUACAGAGGUAGAUACUGGAGAGGGCUGAUAAGUAUUCAGGUGUAUUCUUGUGUUAAAGUGUACACUGUGCCUCUGAUCCUCUGUCUUUUUUAUGUACAAAAUCCAGAUGAUCUGGACAAACCUUUCUAGGUGCAAGAGAGAGAUCUGUCCUUCCUCUCCCCCUACCUCAACAUGAGUGCUUUUUUCAGGAAAGUGAAGGAAAAUAGGAAUGAUUUGGUCUAUAUGUCUGUCCUUUGUCAAAUAGUGGCUCUUCUUUAAUGAAACAACAAGGUCCUAUGAGAGUAACAAGUAAGGUUAAAGCUUAUAUUUUAUUUCAGUUUUAUGUGCUUUGUUUCAAUAAUGAGCUGCUAGAACUUUUUCCAUUUCCUUGUCUUCUGUCAAUUUAUGUUUUCUGUUCUCAUUAUGCAGAUUAGAUGAACUUGAAGCCUG
Onychostruthus taczanowskii (white-rumped snowfinch) is the source of this 6585-nucleotide messenger RNA. RefSeq names its product NudC domain containing 1 (gene NUDCD1). Lineage: Eukaryota; Metazoa; Chordata; Aves; Passeriformes; Passeridae. The transcript is spliced from 10 exons. The record is from RefSeq and is a predicted model, not a curated record. Bases 978 to 2642 code for a protein of 554 amino acids.